This is a messenger RNA of Salvia hispanica, 1865 nucleotides long. Its product is annotated as dicarboxylate transporter 2.1, chloroplastic-like. The record is from RefSeq and is a predicted model, not a curated record. Gene Ontology annotation, biological process: transmembrane transport. Lineage: Eukaryota; Viridiplantae; Streptophyta; Magnoliopsida; Lamiales; Lamiaceae. Gene Ontology annotation, cellular component: membrane. Gene Ontology annotation, molecular function: transmembrane transporter activity.
ACUCAUCUCUCUAUUCUCUCUCAUCAACUCCCAACCAUGCAACAAUCCCUUUCCCUUUGAGAUAAAAACACUAAAAUGGCAACCCACAACGACCUCCUCCCCACCACCUCCACCUCCACCUCCACCGCGGCCGGGCCAAGGCGGCGCUGGCGUAAAUUCCCGUGGCGCGGGGCCCGGCCCCUCCCCCUCCUCGGGUGCAUCGCCCUCGGCCUCCUCCUGCGCUUCGCGGUCCCGAAGCCGGACGCCGUGGGCCACAAGGGGUGGUCCCUCCUCUCCAUCUUCAUCGCCACCAUCGCCGGCCUCAUCCUCAGCCCCCUCCCCGUCGGCGCGUGGUCCUUCAUCUGCCUCACAUUCGCCGUCGCCUCAAAGACCCUCGCCUUCACCGCCGCCUUUGCCGCCUACACCAACGAGGUCACGUGGCUCAUCAUCACCGCCUUCUUCCUCUCCAAGGGCUUCGUCAAGACCGGCCUCGGCGACCGGAUCGCCAUGUUUUUCGUCCGCUGGCUCGGCAAGGGGACGCUCGGCCUCUCCUACGGCCUGGUUCUCGGCGAGCUUGCUAUCUCGCCGGGAAUGCCCAGCUCCACCGCCCGGGCCGGGGGGAUUUUUUUGCCCAUCAUCAAAUCGCUCGCGGCCGGGGCCGAGAGUAAGCCCAAUGACCCAACAUCCAGGAGGCUCGGGGCCUUUCUUGUUCAGUCGCAGAAUCAAAGCAACAACUGUACAAGUGCAUUUUUCCUAACCGCCGCAGCUCAGAACCUGCUGUGUGUGAAGCUAGCCGAAAGCCUCGGUGUCAAGAUCACAGAUCGAUGGGUAACAUGGUUGAAGAUAGCGUGCAUGCCCGCGUUAGUGUCCCUUUUGGUGACUCCCGCAAUCUUGUACAAGAUUUAUCCACCGGAGAUCAAGAGCACCCCCGACGCCCCUGCAAUGGCACGCCAAAAGCUCGAACAGAUGGGGCCCAUCAAGAGAGAUGAAUGGAUCAUGAUAGCAACAUUGGUGCUCACCGUUUCACUAUGGAUCGCCGGAGAAGCUCUGAGAAUGUCUAGUGUGGUUGCGGCUAUGAUAGGCUUAUCAGUGCUGCUGCUAACCGGUGUGCUUGAAUGGGAAGAUUGCCUGAAUGAGACACAAGCUUGGGACACAUUGGUUUGGUUUGGAGCUCUAGUUGGGAUGGCGACGCAGAUGACUGUUCUUGGUGUCAUACCGUGGCUGUCAGAUUGCGUCGCCACCUUUCUUAAAUCGCUCUCGCUCAGCUGGUUCGGAUCAUUUAGCCUCCUCCAAAUAACCUACUUCUUCAUCCACUACUUGUUUGCUAGCCAAACCGCGCAUGUUGGGGCACUCUAUUCCGCCUUUCUUGGCAUGCAGUUGGCCGCCAAAGUCCCGAGCUUACUCGCUGCGUUGUCCUUGGCCUAUAAUACUAAUCUUUUUGGUGCAAUCACACAUUAUAGCAGUGGCCAAGCUGCAGUCUACUAUGGCGCUGGCUUUGUAGAUCUGCGUCAUGUUUUUAUUUUGGGUAUAACAAUGGCUCUAAUUCAGCUUGUGAUAUGGGCGUUAGUUGGAGCUGCCUGGUGGAAAAUUAUUGGGCUUUAUUGAGCAGGGGAGCUACCGGGGUGUGCUAGAAGUCGAUUUUCGGUACCUCGCGCUUAUCUACACUGUAGUAUAGGUUUAUACGGGAGCCCGACGCACCUACACAUUUAUAGGUAUUUAUACAGGUAGUUGUGUAUAUUUGAGUUGAGCAUAGGUUGCAGAUGUGAAUGUCUCAAGUUGCUCACAUAAAACAUUUCAGAAUAACAUCCAAGUUACUGUAAAAGUGCUCAAUAUAUUUUGCAAAUAUUGCCAAAAAUAGUUGUGUUUUACAUCAACAAUUCAUCCUA